This is a messenger RNA of Orussus abietinus, 1387 nucleotides long. RefSeq names its product mitochondrial inner membrane protein OXA1L (gene OXA1L). Gene Ontology annotation, biological process: protein insertion into mitochondrial inner membrane from matrix; mitochondrial respiratory chain complex IV assembly. The transcript has 8 exons. Lineage: Eukaryota; Metazoa; Arthropoda; Insecta; Hymenoptera; Orussidae. The record is from RefSeq and is a predicted model, not a curated record. Gene Ontology annotation, cellular component: mitochondrial inner membrane. Gene Ontology annotation, molecular function: membrane insertase activity. The coding region runs from base 97 to 1338 and encodes 413 amino acids.
UGUACCAUUCUGUACUGCAUGCAUGCAGGUGUGGUGAAAAGUAAUUGCACGGAUGCGGUUUAGAACAAAUCUAAGUUAUUGAAAAACCUCAGCAAGAUGUUGUCACGUGUUUGCUUUCAUUUAUGCCAUCAGGCAAAAUCAAAAACGAGUAAUUUCACCUAUGCUAUUGCACAGCCAAAAAUGAUGCACACAAUUUGUCAUGGUCAGACGACAAUUUUAAGGAUGGUGGUCUCCAAUAAAUGUUUAAGAUAUACCAGAAUCUCUGAAGCAGUGCUCGGUCGUUGUGCAAGUACUGAUGUUACAAAGGACUCAGUAAAUUUAUUAGAUCAUAUUCCAGAUAUACCAACUCCUCCUGUUGAUGUGACACAAGUAUUAGACGUUAUCGGUGCAACAGGAGAACCAUCUUUGGCAAGCAUUGGUCUUUGUAACUAUACUCCACCGGGUCUGUUCCAGCGUUGCUUAGAAUUAUUACACGUUGGUUGCGAUAUACCUUGGUGGGGAUGUAUAGCCAUAGGUACACUUUGCGUACGACUGAUACUGUUCCCUGUGGUAAUAAUGUCACAGAAAAAUGCAGCUAAAUUGAACAACAAUCUGCCACAAAUGCAACAUUUACAACAAAAAGUAUCAGAGGCCAGAACCUCAGGAAAUCAACUCGAAGUUUUAAGGUACUCACAGGAAAUGUACGCCUUUAUGAAUGAAAAGAAAAUUAAUCCUGUGAUGAACAUGUUACCAUCUAUAGCUCAGAUUCCUGUCUUUCUCUCAAUAUUUACGGCUUUACGAGGAAUGCAAGAGGCUCCGGUUGAAAGUAUGCGCCAAGGUGGUCUUUGGUGGUUUCCAGACUUAACGGUACCUGAUCCAUAUUACAUCUUGCCAGUAAUUACAAGCGUUACUCUCUGGAUCACCAUUGAAGUUGGUGUAGAUACCGCUAGACUCGAAACAUUGGGCAUGAUAAAAUAUCUUCUGCGAGCUCUUCCUUUUAUUGUCCUACCUUUCUCAGUUAAUUUUUCUGGAGCCAUUCUUUGUUAUUGGGUCUCAUCAAACUUCAUUUCCUUGGCACAAGUUGGCUUGUUACGAAUACCAAAAGUUCGAAAGUAUUUCAACAUCGAACCAUUGAUGGCACUCAAUAAAGACGAUUUACCCAUAUCGAAAAAAAGCUUCAAAGAAGGAUUUCGAGAGUCUAUAGUCAACAUGAAGAUCGCAAGAGAACUCGCGGACAGAGAACGUCUAGAUGAAAUGCAGUUUCAGCGCGCAGGAAGAGGUCCCGUAGAAAAAACCUUCGCGUACAAUCCAAAAAGUCAGCCACCAUCUGCGAACAGCAUUUUAGCCCGGAAAAGAUAAAAUCCGAUUCUUCUAAGUCUACUUUAGUAAUAAAUCGAUGUUGAUUUAA